CACAGCUUAUAAAAGUUGGUUGAGUUUGACACAUUUGACAAAUAUUUAAUUUGACAUAUUAAAGGUUUAUUGAAGUUAAAAAUUGUGACGAUUAUUGUAAAUAUUAUAGUUAAAAUUCCAUAAAAUUUCGUGUGCAUAUCUUAUUAUUGAUAUCUGGUUCCUGUAUUAACUAUAAAUGUAGAAAUGGCUUAUACCGAAAAGGUGUUAUUAAGUGGGACCGCUCUGUCAUUUCUAUUUUAUGAAUGUGUUAACUCUGGCAGUAGUCAGGAAGGAUUCCUAAUUGGCGACGUGACUUCAGAAAUAACUAACCAUAUUUCUGACACCCAAAGUGAUAACACCCGUCUUGACACUCAAAUUAAUAUAAAAACAGUACUCCCGCUACCGUCAGUAUCACUGUUUUAUUUACCUACAGGCAGAAUAAAGGAAGACAUCCUCUCUGAUUUGUUAGCUAGCACUGCCAGUGAAAUUGUAGGUUGGUACAAAUAUAGGAAAAAUGCAAACAUUAAACCUACGUUUAGGGAUAAAUUAAUAUCAAAAGGAUUACAAAAGUACUUUGAAAAGUAUCAUGGGAAGAAAAACUUUGUCUCAUGUAGUAUAUCAAAUAAGGCAUCAUCUUCUGGAUCUACUCACACUUUUAUGUACAGAUUUGGGAAAAUAAAUUGUUUUGAUAUGUAUGAAUACAUUGAAGAUGUAACAGCAAAUUUAGGUGAAAAAUACACAGGAUACAAGAAAGCACAAAAGUCACCACCUCACAGUAUUUUUAGUAAAAUUGUAAAGGAUAGUAAAGUGCAGGUCAACAAUACAAGUGAUGCAAUAUUAACUAUUCAAGAAGCUGUAGAUGCAAAGCUGGUAAAGGAAGCUAAAAUUGCUGCAAAAAAUGAAUGUACCAUCCGAGAACUAGAAGCAGAAAUUAAGCAAAUGGCUACUAUUUUAUCAGAUAAGCAGUCAUUUGAAUUACAAACUACAUACAACAAGUACAUAGAGGAGAAAGCCCUCAACAGGGAAGCUGAAAUGGCUAAAGCUUGUAUAGAGGCAUUAAAAAUUCCUUUAAAAGUAGAUAUAUUGAAUGCUAAAAAUGUUCCCAGAAACACUAAUAAUAUGGACUCUGAAGAUUCAGUGCAGUUAAUUGAGAAUUUAAGUGGUUUAAGUCCUCCGUUACUACAAGCAAGUUCAUCUAAACAAGGACUCAAUUAUGCUGCUGCUUUAAAAAGCAAAAAUGAAACAGCAUCUACUAGUAAGGAACAAAAUCACAGUGAUGAUUUGAUUAUCUUUGAUGUUGAAGACAACCAUGUGAAUAAGACUGUGAAAGUGAAUGAAGAAAUAAACUGUGGUGAUAGUUCACCGGAAUAUUAACAAGUGCCUUUAUAACUUAAGUUUUUAUGUAAAUGUAGAAUAAGUAUACCUUAGAAGUAAAUCUUGUAACUGUUCUAUCUCUUGUUUGUUACUAAUAAUACUCAGAAUGUUUUGUAAAGAUUAACCUAUUGUAUACAUUAUAAUUCUUCAAUGCACAUUGUUUAUGUUUAAUGCCGACAGGCAUGUAUUGCUGUAUGCACUUCUUGUUGUUGUUUUAUCACAUUUACUUAAAUCUAUGUUAAGUUACUAUAUGCUGGGUGCAUUGGGUUAUUGACUUAAAUAUUUUUCUACUUACUUAUAUUGUUCCGUUUUAAACUUAUUGUUAGGAUGGCAUAAAAACAAAUGUAAAUAAAACAGUUGAGCCAUUUCU
This is a messenger RNA of Spodoptera exigua (beet armyworm), 1723 nucleotides long. NCBI's taxonomy places the organism in Eukaryota, Metazoa, Arthropoda, Insecta, Lepidoptera, Noctuidae. The record is from the annotation of a GenBank genome assembly.